Rhododendron vialii is the source of this 7769-nucleotide messenger RNA. RefSeq lists its product as uncharacterized. The transcript is spliced from 8 exons. Lineage: Eukaryota; Viridiplantae; Streptophyta; Magnoliopsida; Ericales; Ericaceae. The coding region runs from base 318 to 7319 and encodes 2333 amino acids. The record is from RefSeq and is a predicted model, not a curated record.
AAGAGACCUAUCUCUCGACUCGAGUUAAACCCCGUUUCUCUCUCCUCCCUCUCUCUCUCCCUCCCUCCCUCUCUCUGCGGCGUAGAGUAGUAGCAGGGCUUCGCUCACCUCCCUCGUAUUCAUCUCCCUCCCCCACACGCGGCGUACGUUAGUCACCGCCGCCCCUAUCUCUCUCCAUCAACAGGUAUUCAUCAUUCACUCACUGCGAGAUCUGUCAAUUUGUGGCGGAUUUUUGAAAGAGGAGGAUAGAAAACCUAGGGUUUGAGUUUUGAUGCUUUGGCGGGGUUUUGAAUCUAGGGUUUGGUUCGGGCUCCGUGAUGGCCAAUCCCAGUGGGGUCGGGGCAAAGUUUAUGUCUGUGAAUCUGAACAAGUCUUACGGUCCUGUUUCCCAUAGUUCUUAUGGACAGGCGGUUGGCCGCACCCGGCCCGGCAGCGGAGGAGGAGGAGGAGGAGGUAGUGGAGGUGGAGGUGGAGGUGGAGGUGGAGGUGGCGGUGGCGGUGGAAUGGUGGUUCUAUCGCGCCCUAGACCUGCACAGAAGCCUGGGCCGAAGUUAUCUGUUCCACCCCCCUUGAACUUGCCAUCCUUGAGGAAAGAGCAUGAGAGGUUUGAUUCGUCCGGCCCAGGCAGCAGUGCGGGCGGGGGCGGCGGUUCGGGUACCGGUCCGAGGCCCAAUUCGUCAGGUCUGGGUUGGACCAAGCCGGGCACCGUUGCUUUGCAAGAGAAGGAAGGUAAUGUUACUCAGGCAGUGGUGGAUGGUAUUGUUAAUCAAACUGCUUCUGUGACUAAAUUGAGCACUGGGUAUGUGCCACCUUCAGCUCGGUUGGGAGCGGUUGUGGUCCCACAUUCUGUAUCGGCUCCAUUAGCUGAGAAAACCUCAGUUUUGAGGGGUGAGGAUUUUCCGUCUCUAAAGGCAGCUUUACCUAGUAGUUCAUCUGGGGGAGUGCAGAAACAAAAGGAUGGUUUGCAUCACAAACAAAAGCAUUUUACCGGUGAGGCGUCCGCUGAACAGACAAACAGUUCUUCCAAUGCACUAGUUCACAUGCGCCCGCACGGGCAAUCUCUCCAUGAUACAACUGCCAAUGGUUCGAAUGAGAGUGGUGGUGAGAGUCAUGGAUUGGGGAGUUCACAAAUGGAAAAGCAGCAAGCCAGAAAGCAGGAGUAUUUUCCUGGCCCGCUUCCGUUAGUUAUGCUGAAUCCAAGAUCUGAUUGGGCAGAUGAUGAGCGUGAUACAGGUCGCGGGUUUGCGGACCGAGUUAGAGAUCAUGGAUUUUCCAAGAAUGAAGCUUAUUGGGACAGAGAGUUUGAAUUGCCCAGGAACAGUGUUUUACCACACAAACCGGUUCACAGUCUAUUUGAAAGGAGAGGUAAGCUUGAGGAUGACAGUGGGAAGGUUCAUUCAGUUGAAAUCCCUAAAGUUGACCCUUACCGGAGGGAUGUAAGAACAACUAGUAGGGAAGGUAACUCGUGGAGAACUCCUCCUACUCUUCCCAAAGAUGGAUUAAAUGCUCAAGAACUUGCGAUCGGUAGAAAUGGUAAUGUUGUGGGGCCGGUGGUUGUUAAUAGAGAAAUAGCAAAGGAGAAUAGUAAGUACAUACCUCCACAGUUUGGGGACAAUUCCCGUGACAGUCCCACUGGAAAUAGGGAGCCUGCAUUUGGAAGGAGGGAUAUGGGGCAUGGAAAUGAAGGAAGACAUCAGUGGAAUAACAUGGCAGAAUCAUCUAUCAGCCGUGGGAUUGAGCGCAGUACGCAAGAACGAUAUGUCAGUGAACAGUCCAAUAGAUACAGAGGUGGUGUUCCCCAGGAUGGUGCAGCUUCAAAAUCUUCAUUUCCUUCUGGUGGUAAAAGGGUUCCUAUGAAUGAUCCAAAACUCAACUUUGGCCGGGAAAAGCAUGCUUUUUUGAAGAGUGAAAGGAAUUAUGUAGACGAGCCUUUUGCAAAAGACUUUGGCACUACAAGCUUUGACGAACACGAUCCUUUUUCUGGAGGCAUUGUUGGUGUAAUUAAAAGGAAAAAGGAUGUGGUUAAACAUUCUGAUUUCCACGAUCCUGUUAGGGAAUCUUUUGAGGCUGAACUUGAGAGAGUUCAGAAAAUGCAAGAGCAGGAGCGUCAGCGGAUUAUUGAAGAACAGGAAAGGGCUAUGGAGCAAGCGCGGAGAGAAGAGGAGGAGAGGCGGCGGCUGAUUAGGGAAGAGGAAGAACGAAGGAGGAGGCUUGAGGAAGAAGCCAGAGAAGCUGCUUGGAGGGCGGAACAGGAGAGGGUAGAAGCUAUUCGAAUAGCUGACGAGCAGAAGAUUGCCAGAGAAGAGGAGAAACAGAGGAUGCUUAUGGAGGAAGAGAGGAGGAAACAGGCUGCAAAGCAAAAGCUUUUGGAAUUGGAGGCUAAAAUUGCCAUGAGGCAGACUGAAGCACCAAAGGUUGUAAAUGAAAGCACUGUUUCCAAGGCCCUGGAUUUUGAUAACUGGGAAGAUAGUGAGAGAAUGGUGGAAAGGAUAACUACGUCAGGGUCUUCUGAUUCAUCUGGUUUGAACAGGCCUUUUGAAAUGGGCCCUAGAUCUAAACCAUAUAGAGAAGGUUCUUCUAGCUUUUUGGACAGAGGAAAAGCUGCUAACUCAUGGAGAAGGGAUGUGUUUGAGGAUGGCAACAACUCAUCAUCAUUCCUAAUGCAAAACCAGGAUAAUGGUGGGAAUGCAGGCGUGAGGAAAGAAUACUAUGGGGGAGGUGGCAGCUAUUUGUCCUCUAGGGCUUAUCCUAGAGGAGGGAUGCAAGAAUUUCAUGCAGAUGAUUUCGCUCCUCCAAAAGGUCACAGGUUGAGUGCUUCUGGGGAUGGAGGAGACCCUUUUGGCAGAAACUUAGAGAUUGGUCCUGAAUUUCAUGACAAUGCUGGUGAAAAGUAUAGUGAUGUGGGUUGGGGACAGGGCCAGGGCCAGGGCCGUUCCCGUGGUUAUCCGCGUUCACCUUAUUCCGAAGGAGAUGAACUUUAUUCUUAUGGGAGGUCACGGUAUUCCAUGAGACAACCACGUGUCCUACCGCCUCCAUCACUGGCAUCUAUGUACAAAACUUCUUUCAGAGGAGAGAAUGAGAGUCCUGGUCCCUCAGCUUUUGUAGAUAACAACAUGCACUAUGGUCAUGGAUCAAGAACUGAAACUACCAUUGUUGUCCAGCUGGAGAGUACUCUGACUCAGGAGCAAAAUUUGGAGAAUUCAACCACUCCAAGAUGUGACUCGCAAUCCUCACUCUCUGUUUCUAGUCCCCCUAGUUCUCCUACUCAUCUCUCCCAUGACGAUUUGGAUGAAUGUGGGGAGGCUUCUGCUAUUACAGAAGGAAAAGAGAUGCCUUUGUCUGGGAAUGAAUCUGUUGUCCUAAAUGACAACUGCGGGAACGAGUAUAUCUCUGGCGGUGAUGAUGAAGAUUGGGCUCUUGAUAACGAUGAAGAGUUUCAAGAGCAAGAGGAAUACGACGAGGAUGAAGACGGCUACGAGGAAGAAGAUGAGGUGCACGAAGGAGACGACGAGCGUGUCGACCUGACUCAAGAAUUUGAAGAUUUGGGUAUAGAGGAUAAAAGCUCAUCUCGUAUGAUGGAGAACUUGGUCUUGGGAUUUGACGAGGGGGUUGAAGUAGGAAUACCACCUGGUGAUGAGUUUGAAAGAAGCUCUAGGAACGAAGAGAGUGCAUUUGGGUUGCCAGAGGUCUCUGUCGGUAACGUAGAUCAGAAGCGACCACCCGUUGAUGGGAUUCCAGACAAUGCAAAGGCAAUCCAGGAUUCUGGUCUGCCACCAGUGUCUGAUCUGUUGGAUGGUCUGCAUGGUUCUAAUAUUUCCGGUGUAUGUGCUCAGAAUGUAGUGACGUCUUCUGUUAACACGGCAUUGCAUUCGUCUGAUCUACCUGUUAAACUUCAGUUUGGGUUGUUUUCUGGGCCUUCUUUGAUACCUUCACCAGUUCCAGCUAUUCAGAUAGGUUCCAUACAGAUGCCUCUCCACCUACACCCCCCUGUGGGUCCCUCCCUUGGUCAUAUGCACCCGUCACAGCCUCCACUCUUCCAGUUUGGUCAGCUCAGGUACACAUCUUCUAUUUCCCAGGGAAUCUUGCCAGUGGCUCCUCAAUCAGUCUCUUUUAUUCCGUCCAAUGUUCAGGCCCAUUAUAAUUUGAAUCAAAGCUUAGGAGCCCCCCUGCCUAUUCAACCCGGUCAAGAGAAUUCUACCCAUAAUAUGGUCAAAGAUGGGGUCCAAUCUGUUUCAAUGGACCGGGAACGUACAGAAACCAAUGGUCCGAUUCAUAAGAACCAAGCUGAGAUUUCCAAUCCAGGUGAGAACAAGGUUAUCCCAAAACGAGGUUUCCCUGGUGUAGAUAAAGGACACCAAGAUGCAGUGUUAAAAAGUUUCAUACCUUCGUCAAACGGGUCGGUAUCAGAAGGCCACUUGCCAAGUGAACAAGAUUCUAAAGGGUCAAAGGCUGAAGGUCCACAAUUCGGUAACAAGGGGAGAAAUUAUGCUUACUCAGGUAGAAAUUCUGGUCCUAGAUCAUCUUUUGUGGUUUCUGAGGGUUCUCGUGGUUUUCAAAGGAGGCCUCGAUGGCCCACCCAACGAACUGAGUUUCGAGUUAGGGAAAAUGUUGAUAGGAGGCAUUCACAAGGUUUACUUUCUUCUAGCAAACCAGGACAAGAUGAUAAGUCAAGCAUCGAAAUGAGGAAUACAGGGAAUUUCGGAAAUAGUGGGUCUAAGAAAGGGUUGGUGGUUAGUAGUAAUAAACCAUUAAAGCAUAUAAUUGAACCUGAAGGUUCAACCUCAGAUCCAGUUGGUUCUAAAGGGACUGAUUCUGAGGCCAGACUUGAUAGGAGAAUGGAAAAAGAAGAAGCAUCAACCAGGACUCACAGCAUCACGCGUGGCACUGGAGAAGGAAACCUGAAAAGGAACAUAUCUUCAGAAGAGGAUGUCGAUGCUCCCUUGCAGAGUGGCAUAGUGCGUGUUUUUAAACAACCUGGAAUAGAAGCUCCUAGUGAUGGGGAUGACUUCAUUGAGGUGAGGUCAAAGAGGCAAAUGCUGAAUGAUCGACGUGAGCAGAGGGAAAAAGAAAAUAAGGCAAAGUCUCGUGUCACAAAGGCUCCUCGCAAACCUCGAUCUGCACAAAAUGCUGUGGGCUCAAUGAGCUCAAGUAAAAUUUCUGUGUCGUUGGGUGGAGAAGCACCAAAUAAUAUUCACUCAAAUUUUGUUGCAUCAGCGGGGCGGGGCCUAUUGAACAUGGAAGCAUCCACAGGAUUUGCCACUAUUGUGUCCCAACCAUUGCCUCCAAUUGGCACCCCUGUUGCUUUGAAUUCUGACAUGCAGGCUGAUAAAAGGCCACAUAAUAUCAAGUCCCUUCAAACAGGCUCUGCAUCAGGUAUUACUAGUGCUGGGAAAAACCUUGGGCCAAGCCUGACAUUUGAGACCAAGAACAAAAUUCUUGAUAAUGUUCAAUCAUCUAUGGGUUCUUGGGAUAAUGUACAGAUUAAUCAACAGGUUAUGGCUUUAACACAGACCCAACUUGACGAGGCUAUGAAGCCUGGUAGAUUUGACACGUAUGCAGCAUCAAUUGGAGAUCAUACUAUGUCAAAUGCUGAACCUAUCAUGCCAUCGGCAUCCAUCUUGACAAAGGACAAAUCAUUUACUUCCGCAGCAAACCCAAUCAACUCCCUCCUAGCUGGAGAGAAAAUUCAAUUCGGUGCAGUUACAUCUCCCACAGUCCUUCCCCCUGGUGGUUGUACUAUUUCACACGGGAUUGGGGCUCCCGGUUCCAGUCGGUCUGACAUCAAAAUCUCACAAACUCUUUCCACAACUGAGAAUGACUGUACUCUGUUUUUUGAAAAGGACAAGCGCCAGAACAAGUCUUGUGUGGAUUUAGAAGAUUGUGAGGCUGAAGCUGAAGCAGCUGCUUCUGCUGUUGCUGUUGCAGCAAUCAGCAGCGAUGAGAUUGUUGGUAAUGGGCUGGGUACUUGUUCAGUUUCUGUCUCAGAUUCCAAAAGCUUCGCUGGUGCAGAUAUUGAUCGGAUUGGCGGAGGUGAUCAGCAAUUAGCAGCUCAAUCAAGAGCUGAGGAGUCUCUGAGUGUAGCACUUCCGGCAGAUCUCUCUGUCGAUACUCCUUCAAUCUCAUUGUGGCCUCCUUUACCAAGCCCCCAGAAUGCUUCAAGCCAGAUGCUCUCUCAUUUCCCUGGAGGCCCGCCUUCCCAUUUUCCAUUCUAUGAGAUGAACCCAAUGUUGGGUGGCCCUAUCUUUGCUUUUGGCCCGCACGAUGACUCUGCCGGGACGCAGUCACAGAAUCAAAAGAGUACUGCAUCAGCUUCUGGGCCCCUUGGUAGCUGGCAACAAUGCCAUUCUGGUGUUGACUCGUUCUAUGGUCCUCCGGCAGGGUUCACUGGUCCCUACAUUAGUCCACCUGGAGGUAUUCCAGGGGUCCAAUGCCCUCCGCACAUGGUGGUCUAUAAUCAUUUUCCAGUUGGACAAUUUGGUCAGGUUGGUUUGAGUUUCAUGGGUGCAACAUACAUACCCUCUGGGAAGCAACCUGAUUGGAAGCACAAUCCAACAUCAUCCGCAAUGGGUUCUGGUGAGGGGGAUAUGAAUAAUAAUAUGAACAUGGUUUCUGCUCAGAGAAGUCCUCUCAACAUGCCUUCUGCUGUCCAGCAUCUUUCCCCAGGGUCACCCCUUCUGCCCAUGGCAUCUCCUUUUGCCAUGUUCGACGUGUCUCCAUUCCAGUCUGCCCCCGAAAUGUCAGUCCAAGGACGAUGGUCCCAUGUUCCUGCACCAUCCCUCCACUCUGUUCCUCUAUCACACCCAUUACUGCAACCGGAAGCAGGUGUGCUACUGCCUUCCCAGUUUAGCCAUUCCCACCAAUCAUUAACUGCCAACAGGUUCUCCGAAUCACGAACUUCUACCCCAUCCGAUGGCAGUCGGAGUUUCCCAGUGGCACCUGAUUCAGCAGCUGCCCAAUUUCCUGACGAACGAGGGUUACUAGACUCGUCAAGCUCCACCAGUGGUGGAGGUAUCAAAAAGAGCUCUUCUGGAAGCACUUUUGCAGAAGUCAGCCAAACUGACUCUCUUCCGAAUGUUAACAAUAGUGGGCACAACGCAAAUGCGUUCAAGAAUCAUUCUACAGGUUACAAUUAUCAGAGAGGAGGUGGGGUUGUGUCUCAGAAGAACGGUUCAGGGAGUGAAUGGUCACAGCACCGUAGAAUGGGGUUCCAUGGGCGGAAUCAGUCUCUGGGUGCCGAAAAGAGUUUUCCCCCCUCUUCGAAGAUGAAGCAAAUUUAUGUGGCCAAACAGACUACAAGUGGUAAUUCUUCUGCAGUGUGAUGAGUGAUGAAAAUAUUGCUUCUCAGGUCUCACCGAGCCAAAAGGGCUAUGAUGAAAUCGUUUCCAUAUCAUCGAAUGCUUUGGUUAGUGUUUUUGGCCGCAUCUUUUGCACUUUUCUUUGUUUUUUUUUUUUCACCAAUAUUUUUGGGUAUGCUCGUUUAUGAACAACAUUGUAGUACUGAAGCUGGUGAUGGCCUUUUUGAAUGGCUCUCAAGUGUUUAGUAAAGAAGCUAAUGGUGUGGGGCAUGCUCUUUAGGAUGAGUGCUACCAGGUUAGUGAAAUAUACAUGGUGUGGGAUGGAGGCCUUGUGUAUUGUCUUUUUUUUAUGUGCUCUUUUGCUCACCAUCCAAUUAUUCUCUUCAGUUGUUUUGAGGACCAACAUGUAAUUUUUCAUGUUUAGUAAUGAUAAAUGUGGGGAAUGCUCGUGUCCUCUAGUUAUUUCCACCCUUU